AUGACAAACAUGAAUUAUAAUAAUAGCAAUAUGAACAGCGGAUAUAAUAAGAAUGAAGAAGGAAGCUUAUAUGUAAGGAAUAGCUACGCAUCAAAUACAAAUGAUAAUAUGUCUAAUACCUAUAAUAAGGGUAGUGUUGUUGCAGAGGAUGGAUCUACUAACAAUUUUGUAUAUAACCAAGUAAGAAAUAAUAAAAGAGAAAUGAACCAUAUGGCAGGAAAUAACAAUAAUGGAAGUAGGAAUUUUAGUGUUGAACAUGUGAAUGCUAAUAAUGAGAAUGUAGGAUUAAACGAUACUACUAAUAAUAAUAGUAAUAAUAGUAAUAAUAAUAAUAAUAACAACAACAACAGUAAUAAUAAUAAUAGUAGUAGUAGUGCUGGUGUUGUUAGGAAUGUUGAUAAUAAUAGAUCAUACAUGAAUUAUGUUGAUAAAAAUAAUAAUGCAGAAAAUAUGAAGAAUAAUUUUGGUAAUAAUAAAUAUUAUGAUAAUCAAGGAAAUAAUGAAAAUAAUAUGAUGCAUGAUCAAAUGAAAGGAGGUUUGAAUGUUGGUGGUAUGAAUUCUUUUAAUAAUAACCAUAAUGUAAAUAAUUUAAAUAAUAUGCAAAUGGAAAAUAAUAGAUUAAUGUUCGAUAAUAAUAAUAAAAGAAAUAAUAAUUAUAUGAACAACAACAAUAAUAAUAAUAAUAAUGGAAGAAUGGAAAAGCCCAGAUAUAAACCUCCUAUGUUAAGAAAUCAAGGUAAUUUUCACAACAAUAGAAAUAAUUUUAAUAGAAUGAAUUUUAAUAAAGGUGGAGGAAAUAACAACUUCAAUAACAACAAUAAUAAUAAUAAUUCAUUUCCAAGAAAUUAUACUAUUCCUCAAACUGCAUGGGCCACAAGAGAUAAUAGAAGGUAUUACCCUGAAAAAGAAGAAGAAAUAUAUUCAAAUGUAAAAAGUGAAAAGGGUGUUAAUUUUGAUUUAUAUAAUUCUAUACCUGUAGAAAUUAGUGGAUUUAAUAGUGAGAAUGUUGCAGCCAUAGAAACAUUUGAUGAUCCAUCAUUAAAUUUGAAUGAAUUAUUAUUAUCAAAUAUUAAGAAAGUAAAUUAUGAUAAGACAACACCUAUACAAAAAUAUAGUUUAAAUAUUAUUAUGAAUAGAAAUGAUUUGAUAGGUGUAGCCCAAACAGGUAGUGGAAAAACAGCUGGGUAUUUAUUACCAAUAAUAAAUCAUAUGCUAAUUAAUGAUCCACCAAAACAUACAUAUUAUGAACAAAAUAAUAAAACAUCAAAUUAUUAUUUCAAUCGUGUAUGUUUACCCAUUUGUUUAAUAUUAGCUCCCACCAGAGAAUUAGCUGUACAAAUAUUUUAUGAUGCUAAGAAGUUUUGUUUUGAAACAGGUAUAAAACCAGUAGUAUUAUAUGGGGGAAAUAAUAUAAAAACACAAUUAUCAAAUUUAGAUAAAGGAGCAGAUAUAAUAGUUGCAACACCUGGAAGAUUAAAUGAUAUAUUAGAAAAAGGGAAAAUUAAAUUAUUCCUUACCACAUUUUUAGUAUUAGAUGAAGCUGAUCGUAUGUUAGAUAUGGGUUUUUCACCACAGAUAAGAAGUAUUGUAAAUGAUUAUGAUAUGCCAGGAAAUGAUAAUGAUGUACAUACGAGUGAAAAUAAAGUAGAAUAUAAAAAAUAUUGUAAUGAUAUUAUAAAGAGACAAACUAUUAUGUUUAGUGCAACGUUUAGAAAAGAAAUACAAGUGUUAGCAAAAGAAUAUUUAUGUAAGUAUACAUUUUUACUUGUAGGUAAGGUUGGUAGUACAAAUGAAUAUAUUAAACAAAAUUUGGUAUUUGUAGAAGAAGAAAAUAAAUGUAAUUAUUUAUUGAAUCUAUUAGCAGAAAAUAAUAGUGGAUUAACUAUUUUAUUUAUUGAAACAAAAAGAAAAGCAGAUAUUAUUGAAAGAUUUUUAAACAAUCAGAAAUUAAAUGCUGUAUGUAUACAUGGAGAUAAAAGUCAAGAUGAAAGAGAACGAGCCCUAAAACUAUUUAAAAGAGGUAUCAAAAAUAUUUUAGUUGCAACAGAUGUAGCAGCAAGAGGUUUAGAUAUAUCAAAUAUUAAACAUGUUAUCAAUUUCGAUUUACCAAGUAAUAUAGAUGAUUAUAUUCAUAGAAUUGGAAGAACUGGAAGAGCUGGAAAUAUUGGUAUAGCAACAUCAUUUGUAAAUGAAGACAAUAAAAAUAUAUUUAAGGAUCUAUUAGCAACAUUAGAAGAAUGUAAUCAACAAAUACCUCGUUGGUUUUUAAAUCUAGUUAUGAAACAUACAGCAAGUGCAAGAGCUAAUAGAAAUUAUAAAUAUAAGUUUAUGAAAAACAAAAAUAAUUUUAACAACAGAUUUAAUAAUAAUAAUAAUAAUAUGGAUAAUAGGAAUUUUAAUAUGAACAAUAAUAUGCACAUGAAUAAUAAUAAUAACAAUAAUAAUAAUCCAUUUAAUAAUAAUAAGGGACCAUUUAAUAAUUAUAACCAACAACAUCAUCAUCCUUUUAAUAAUAAAAAUAAUAAUGCUUUUAAUAAUAAUAAUGCAGGUACAUUAGCAUUUGCUAACAAUCCAUUUAAUAAUAAUAAUAUGUACCCCAAUAAUAAUAAUAAUAAUAAUUUCCCAUAUAAUAACAAUAAUAACCCAUUCAAUAAUAACAAGUAUAAUAACAACUUCAAAAAAUUUGAUGAUCAAAAGUUCCAAAGAAAUAAUUUCCAAAAUGUAGAUGAUAAUAAUAAUAAUGAAGCAUGGUAA
This is a messenger RNA of Plasmodium adleri (nom. inval.), 2754 nucleotides long. Its product is annotated as RNA helicase, putative. Lineage: Eukaryota; Apicomplexa; Aconoidasida; Haemosporida; Plasmodiidae. Bases 1 to 2754 code for a protein of 917 amino acids. The transcript has a single exon. Gene Ontology annotation, cellular component: nucleus. The record is from RefSeq and is a predicted model, not a curated record. Gene Ontology annotation, molecular function: RNA binding; ATP binding; RNA helicase activity.